Molecule: messenger RNA, 786 nt
Organism: Cylicostephanus goldi
Lineage: Eukaryota; Metazoa; Nematoda; Chromadorea; Rhabditida; Strongylidae
Source: the annotation of a GenBank genome assembly
AUUGCGCUCCCUACUACGCUACCUAUUUGGUGAUUUUGAUUUUUAAGGUGUUGAUGCUACUUACUGGGAGGCUACCGAUGGUCAAGAACUGCCAGGCAAAUUUGUUUAUGAAGUUCUUCCCGGAUAUCUUGAUCCAUUCCAUAAAAGGCCCAUAAAAGCUGGUGAAAUCGGAUGUUUUCUGAGUCAUUACAGAAUCUGGCAAGAUGUAAUCAAAAACAGCUUUUCACGAGUGAUUGUGUUCGAAGAUGAUCUGCGAUUUUCUGACGAUGGUUUGGAACGAAUCAAAGAAGUUCUCGAAGACCUUGAUGGCUCGAAAAUGGAAUGGGAUUUGAUCUACUUAGGAAGGAAGAAGCAAGCUGAUCAGGAAGAAUUGUGGGUACCUGAACAUCGACAUUUGAGUACGGUUGGGUAUUCUUAUUGGACACUCGGUUACAUCCUCUCGAAAAGUGGCGCUCAAAAAUUGUUGGAUGCGAAGCCUUUGGAAGCGCUAUUACCAGUUGAUGAGUAUUUGCCAAUCAUGUUUGACAAGCAUCCAAAUAAGGUAUGGUCUUCUUAUUUUCCCAAACGAAACCUAAGAGCAUUCACACUCUAUCCGUUGACUGUAUUCCCGCAACGAUAUACGCAUGAGGAAGGUUAUGUUAGCGACACUGAGGAUUCGCCAAUAGUUGCUGGAGAAGUCGACACUAGAAGUCAGAAAGAUCUCGCUGAUGAAGUCGACAAUAAAGGUUUGAAGGAGGAUGUAGCUGUAGUCAAGCCCAAGAAUCCGAAGAAAGACGAGCUCUGACU